This is a messenger RNA of Zingiber officinale, 798 nucleotides long. RefSeq lists its product as uncharacterized. Lineage: Eukaryota; Viridiplantae; Streptophyta; Magnoliopsida; Zingiberales; Zingiberaceae. The record is from RefSeq and is a predicted model, not a curated record. Bases 229 to 579 code for a protein of 116 amino acids. The transcript has a single exon.
GCUAAUCUCCCCCAAUUCUUCUCCUUCCGCUUCUCUCUCGUUCGACGACGGUUGCCCUUCGCCGGAGUAACUAAGGUCCGGUCGAUCUCUCCUCUUCCGACGCCGCCUCUAAUUUUUUUUUUCCCCUUUUUUUUGGGGGGCUGGUGGUACACUGUAUUUUGAUUUCACUGGGUUCAUUUCACCAAUCUCGAGGGCGUCCUGGCUGACGUGGCGGGAGGGAGGGUCAGGAUGCUGAGCGAACCAGAGAAGAAGCUUGGCUCGGCGGGGAAGCGGAAGGGCCGCGAUCAGGGCGAGGCCCAAUCCGUGGCGGAAACGAAGCGAGCUCGGGCCGAGAUCGAGGCCACGGCCCAGGGGAAGGACAACAGGCUCCUCGCCGGCUUCCUCGCGCACGAGUUCCUCUCCGCGGGCACGCUCCUCGGGCGGCGGUGGGAUCCGUCGAAGGGUGCCUUCGAGCAGGGCAUACUUCCACCGGCCUCCGGCGCGUACAGCCAGGCGUCGUACUUGUUGCUGAAGGCGGAGGGAACCCACAUCCCCGGCGUGGUGAACCCUAGCCAGCUCGCCAGAUGGCUUCAAAUGUGAGCGAGGGGGAACUUGAAUCAAACUAAAAAAAACAGGUAAGGGGUUCAAGCAUCCACAGAACAAUGGUUUUAUUUUAUCUUGAUCGAUCCUUUUUUUCGUGGAUUGUCUUUGAGUAGUAUAGCUGAUUAGUUCCUGUAGCUCCUUUAACUCUAGCAAAUGAUUGAAUUUCUGUUAUUGAAGAUCAUGCCUUCGAUGUUAAAGUAUUACUUCUAUUCUGCU